Capronia epimyces CBS 606.96 is the source of this 1776-nucleotide messenger RNA. RefSeq lists its product as uncharacterized. Gene Ontology annotation, biological process: endoplasmic reticulum to Golgi vesicle-mediated transport; Golgi organization. The transcript is spliced from 4 exons. Gene Ontology annotation, cellular component: Golgi apparatus. Lineage: Eukaryota; Fungi; Ascomycota; Eurotiomycetes; Chaetothyriales; Herpotrichiellaceae. The coding region runs from base 1 to 1776 and encodes 591 amino acids. Gene Ontology annotation, molecular function: small GTPase binding. The record is from RefSeq and is a predicted model, not a curated record.
AUGGCCUCAAUGCCCGCAGGAGACCAGAAAUCCAAGAAAAAGAAAAAGUCCAAGAAGAAAGGCGCCAAUGCUCCCUCUUCGGCUGUCGAUGCUCCCACCCUCCCCGUCGAGUCUGAGGCUCCCGAUGCCGACGACGAGCCAGAAACAAAGGACGCCGUAGAGAAAGAAAACGAGGGCACGGAACCGGAACCGGAACUGGAACUGGAAGAUGAUGCCAAGUCAGGCCUGGACGGCAAGCAGGAGUCGUCCAGAGCAACAGACACAGCAGGACAAGAAACAAACCCUACUACUACUGAAUCCCCAGACUCCGCAACCUUGACCAAUGGAGACGCCAGUGCUGUUCCCGAAGCCGAGAAAGACGAGGGCGGUGACGAGGACAACGAUGCAGCAGUCCGGUUCGACGCGCUCGUCAAAGACCGCGAUACCCUCCGUCUCGAAGUCACUCAGCUGCGCCAGUCCCUCGAGGAAUUACGGUCCAGGCAUGCGACAGAAAUCGAGACCAUCCAAGGUGAAUUGGCUGACACACAAGCCGAGAAAGAGAGUGCAGAAGAACAGUAUCAGUCGCUACUAGGCAAGGUGAACACGAUCCGGUCUCAGCUCGGGGAGCGACUCAAGGCCGAUGCUGAAGACCUGGCGCAAGCGAGGACACGAAUAGACGAGCUGGAAGAACAGAAGUCCGAACUCCAAGAGAGAUAUACGGCUCGCUCCGCCGAAGUCGAGGAGCUGACGGCCCGCAACCAAGACCUUGUAGCCAAGGAGGCGGAACAUUCGAAGGAGCUGUCGAGCCUACGCAACCGCUUGACGCUGGCCCAGCAGAACUGGCGCAAGGAAAAAGAAGAGCUCGUCGACCAGGAAGCGUACCUCCGCGAGGAAUUCGAAAGCGCCAAACAGGCCAUGCACGACUGGGAGGUCCUGGCCAUGGAGGAACGCACUCUCCGCCGCGAUCUGGCCGACCGCGCCGCCGAUUUGGAGGAGCAGGUCUCGACGCUGAAAGAGGCGUACGACAAGGCCGCCGGCGACCGCGACACCCAGGCGAGCGCCGUCGAAGGACUGCAGAAGGCACUGUGGGAGAUCCAGUCAGUGCGAAAGCAGGAAUUGAAGGAACUCGUCGAGGCGAACCAGAAGGAGCAAGACGAACUGCGUGCACAGCUCCAUGAGCUUCAGGCCAAGCACGAUGCGACCGUCACCGAGUUGGAGCAGACCAAGAAAGAACUCGACAGGGCCCUUCCGUUUGAGAAAGAGGUCAAGGAGAAAAACCUGCUCAUCGGAAAGCUGAGGCACGAGGCGGUCAUCCUGAAUGACCAUCUCACCAAGGCCUUACGGUUUCUCAAGAGGGGCAAGCCAGAGGACAAUGUGGACAGACAAAUCGUCACGAACCACUUCCUCCAAUUCCUCGCCCUGGACCGUGCCGACCCGAAGAAAUUCCAGGUGCUGCAGCUCAUCGCUGCCCUGCUCGGAUGGAGCGAGGAGCAACGCGAACAAGCCGGCCUGGCGCGCCCGGGUGGCCAUGGGUCCAACACCUCGAAUUCCAACUCCCUCCGACUACCCGGGUCGCCGCUGUUUCACCGCACGCCGAGCACGCCUGCAUUUCACCAUGACUAUUUCGGUCCGGACAGCGUGACCAGUCCCGGAUCUGCCACCAAGGAGUCUCUGGCCGAGCUGUGGCAGCAUUUCUUGGAACAAGAGGCCGGGGCGAGUAGCACCAAGACGAGGCCGACCAAGUCGAGGCAAGGCAGCCAAAGCACGAUCCCGCCGCCGACGCCGACGCUGAAAUAA